Molecule: messenger RNA, 654 nt
Organism: Trichomonas vaginalis G3
Lineage: Eukaryota; Parabasalia; Trichomonadida; Trichomonadidae
Product: ribonuclease inhibitor domain-containing protein
Exons: 1
Coding region: 1-654 (217 amino acids)
Source: RefSeq, a predicted model, not a curated record
AUGACAAAUCCAGUAACUGUUGGUAACAUACGGUAUUAUGUUUAUUCAGAUCAUGUUAAACUCGGUAAAGAUGAAUACGAAAUUAAUGGCGAACCUACAGCUGCUAUCAGCAGGACAGCACUUCAGGGCCAUUUAGUUAUUGAAGAAUCUUUUCGAGGCCUUCCUAUAACAGAAUUAGCUGAAAAUGCAUUUUUUCGUUGUAUUUUAGUAACAAAUUUAACAAUUAAGGCAAAUAUUAAAGUAAUUCCUCGAGGGUGUUUUGGGGAUUGCUAUAAUCUCAAUCAUAUUAACAUUCCAGCUUCGGUCGAAACAAUCGAUACUAGAGGAUUGAUGUUUUUUAAUAUUUCAGGCCUUUAUUAUGAUACAGUUGGAUCAUGUACUGUUAUAUUCAGAAAGGGGUCUAAAUUACGUAGUUUGGGUCAAGAAGCUUUCGCUUACAAGUCACAAGUAAUAUUAUUCUUCGAAACACCUGUUUCAUGCAUUCUUGGCAAAGAUGCAUUUAAAUCUGUCCAAGAACUAUUGAUUUAUUCAGUAUACCCAAUGAAAUUAGGCAAUUAUCCUGUUAUUUAUCGGCAUUGCUCAUGCAUGUGCAACGUUUAUAUUGGUUAUCUCUUUAGUAUUAUGAAUUUAGGGUUUAUUAAUCUUUUUUUAUAA